GGUGGCGGGUAGCCUGGUAUGCUCCAGUAACACCUGGAUCUCCCAGAUGGGGUUGGAGAGAUGAAAGGGUGCUAGUGAGAAAUCAGGUUAGAGAAUGGAGGAGCAAGGGCGUGGGAAGGACUUUGACUUUUUGAGAGAAAUGGAGAUCCAGUGGAGGGUCUGUGCAGAGACUUGGGCCUACCUGCUCCAUUGAGAAUAGUCUGCAUAGGUGAGAGUAGAAUAGGUGAGAGCCUCCUGUCAGGAGGCUCUUGCAAUAAUGGAGAGAGGAUGGUGGUUGGACUAGGUAAUAGCACUGGCAGGGGUAGAGAGGUGGCAGGAUCCAGGAUGUAGAAAGUCAGUGGCAUCUCCCAAUCAAUUGGAUAUGGGGUGGGAUGACCCGAGGUUGUCUUUGCACUUAGAGUGACUGUCAGCUACAAUGGAGAUGGCUGUGGGGAAAGCAAAGCAGAGAGAUGAAUAGUUUUGUGUUGGAUCAAGUUUCAACUCCCCCAUUAGCCUUCUAAGCAAAGAUGUGGACUUGGCAGUUGAGUUCAUGAGCUUACAGGGCCCAGGGGAGAAUUCUGGGUUGUAGAAGUGUAGUUUUCUUUUCUUUUUUUUAUUACAAGUAGUAAAAAGAUAAAGCUGUUCACACAUUGUGCAAUUUACAUAUAUAGAAUUACCUUUUUGAAAAGUAUAGUCAUAGAGUUGUACACCUGCAGGUGGGUUUUAAAGUUAUGCUAUUGACUGAGGUGACUGAUUAAAAGAGCAGUCUGAGGACUGAGCUGGGGGCCCUGCAGCGUUGAGAGGUCAGGGAGAUGGGGAAGGAGCAAGGCAUUGACAGAGAGAGAGCAUGCUCCUGAGACUUGGAGUGCUCAGGAGGCUAGUGAGACGAGGACUGGAAACGAAGCACUGGGUUUGGCGGUGUGGAACUGACCUGGAAGACGGCUGCUCCUGUGGCAGUGCAGAGAAUGGAUGUAGAACUGGAGACCGCCAGCAGUCUGUCAGGGAGUUUGGCUGCAAAGAGGAGCAGAGCUGCUUCAGAGACAGCUCCCAGCAUGGCAGACAGAGGAGGCCAGGGUGCUCUGCCCUGACUUAACCUCAGGAAGUCCUUUCUGCUGCCUAACUGGAGCUCUUGGCUCUGCUGCAGGCCUGCUCCCAGCACCUUCUGCUCGGUUCUAGUGUGGCUGAUCGGCCACUAGGGGUCGCUCUGACGGGCAUGUGCGUUCCUGUAGGAUCGCUAUGAGUCAAUUGACUCCAUGGAGUUGAGUUUGUUUCUUCUUUUUUUUAAGUGUGUGUGCUUUGAGAUGUGACUCAGUUAGAGGAGGAGGAUGCUGGCCAAGUCUUGUCAGGAUUGGCUUUCAUUUGGGGUCCUCUACUAUUCCUGAGCCUGGGUAAUGGGAGCCUCCUGCAGUUCAGGGGUGGAGAAGUAGGCGUUGUUAGGGCCCAGACAUCAAAGUAGGGUUGAAAAGGGAAGAUUAAAGAAACCUAACCUGUUGAGCAGUGACUAAGGCCUGGGAGGAGGGAGAACAGCUUAGGGAAGCUGGGAAAUGAGAGACUGGGAAGUCUGGGCUUGGAGGACAGACAAGGGUUGGUUUGAGCCUAAGAAAAGCGGUCCUCUAUGAAAUCUGUUUUUCUUGGACUUGUCCUCUCAGAGAAGAGUUGGGAGGUCUCUGCUUUGGGACAUGAGUGACCUAUGCCCUUGUAUGUGAGCGCAACUCUGAUUCCCCUGGGCUGAGCAGUCCUUAGGGAGUCUGGUUUUUGAGGGGUUUCCCCCACCCCCUUUCCUUCCAGAAAAGACACUGGAGAUUUCCCUCUGUUCCACAACUUUCCCGAGAGCCUUAGAAAUCUUUGUGAAGGCUCUGGCAGUUAGGGCACGACUCAGAGUGGAAAGUUAUUAUCAGAAAGCCGGGCCCUUGACUUCAUCUGAGCCACAGCAUGGACCUGGGGAAUGCAAGGAGGCGGGUGGGUGGAUGUGACUCAUGGGGGAAAGCAGGAGGCUUAGUUUUCUAAUGACGUCCUCACCCAAAUGUGUCCCUUUGUCCAGGAGCACCUGGGGGCACACCUGACCUGAGGAUCCGCCUGCUGUGGGGGCUGCAAUCCCUGGGCCAACCCGUGAAGCUCCGCUCAGAUGCUUUGAAUGGGAAUUCAUAGGUUCUGCCCUGUCCUUGGCCUUGAGACCUAGCUUAUGCCCACCACCACUUCGAGCUGAUCUACCUGGCAUCCACCGCACAGAUCUCCUGAUGAGAGGGCACAGCUCUCUCCUUGCCAUGCUGUACACCGUGGGUGUGCCCCACUUACGGGUGCGGAGAGGCAUCCUGGGUAGGGACCCCUUUAUGACCAGGACACUCUGCAGCCCAGGCUCCAACCAGCCUAGACAAAAGAGACCCCAGGAGCUGGCCCUUGGGCUCUACCACCGCCUUACAGCACUGGGAGCAGCCCUGGGGCACAGCCUUCAGCAGCGGGUGUCCUCCACCGCCAAGACCUGGUGGGACAGAUACGAAGAGUUUGUCGGACUCAAUGAGGUUCGAGAGGCCCAGGGAAACGUGACUGAGGCAGAGAAGGUGUUCAUGGUGGCCCGUGGACUUGUCCGGGAGGCCCAGGGGGACUUGGAAGUUCAGCAGACCAAACUGAAGGAAGUGCGGGACCGCUUGGACCGCGUCUCCAGGGAGGACAACCAGUAUCUGGAACUGGCGACUCUGGAGCACAGGAUGUUGCAGGAAGAGAAGAGGCUUCGUAUGGCCUACCAGCGUGCGGAAGAGUCUGAGCGAGAGAGGUUCUCCCUCUUCUCGGCCGCCGUGCGGGAGAGUCACGAGAAGGAGCGCGCACGGGCCGAGAGGACCAAGAACUGGUCCCUCGUUGGGUCGGUCCUGGGGGCCCUGAUUGGCGUGGCCGGCUCCACCUACGUGAACCGCAUUCGGCUACAGGAGCUGAAGGCCCUGCUCCUGGAGGCCCAGAAGGGGCCUGUGAGCCUCCAGGAGGCCAUCCGAGAGCAGGCCUCCAGCUAUUCCCUCCAGCAGAGGGACCUCUAUGACCUCAUGGUGGACCUGAGGAGCCUGGUGCAUGCUGGGCCAGGGCAGGGCCCUGGGUCCCAGACAGGUACUUCCCCCACCCGAGCCAAAGACACAGAUGUCCUUUCAGCUGCCUUGAAGGAGCAGCUCAGCCAUUCCAGACAGGUCCGUUCAUGUCUCGAGGGUUUACGAGAGCAGCUCGACGGCCUGGAAAAGACUUUCAGCCAAAUGGCUGGGGGGGCUCCGCUCGCUAAGGCCGCAGCACACCCAGGCUUGGCUGAGCAGGCAGGCCAGGCGCCGCCCAGCGCCCUGCUGGAGCAGGGGAGCAAGCUCACGGCGCUGUCGGACACGGAGCAGCGGCUCGGAGCCCAGGUGAACAGGAACACCGUCUGCAGCACGCUGGUCACCUGCGUGACAUUUGUGGCCACGCUGCCUGUGCUCUACAUGCUCUUCAGGGCCAGCUAGCCACCCCCGGCCCUCCUCCAGGGGGCAUAGCCAGAUGAUGCCAGCAGGGGGAGGGGUUGGGGGUGCACCCAACCUCUGCUUGAGCCCGAGCGCCACUGCUGUGCCUUUGCUUUUUAGGCACUGCUUAUUGACAUCCUUCUUCAAGACCUGUAUUCAUGACAAAGUCAUUUUUGUUUGUAUUACUUAAAGCAACUUAAAUCAGA
Echinops telfairi (small Madagascar hedgehog) is the source of this 3652-nucleotide messenger RNA. It is a transcript of the gene CCDC51, whose product is annotated as coiled-coil domain containing 51. The transcript has 3 exons. The coding region runs from base 2217 to 3449 and encodes 410 amino acids. NCBI's taxonomy places the organism in Eukaryota, Metazoa, Chordata, Mammalia, Afrosoricida, Tenrecidae. The record is from RefSeq and is a predicted model, not a curated record.